GUUGGUUCAAAGAUGGCGGAUUUCCUGCCGUCCCGGUCCGUUCUAACUGUGUGUUUCCCUAACUGCCUGCUUACUAGCAAUGAGGCUGAACAACUGAGGAUAUCUAAGGAGAUCGAUAGGGUUAUUUCCCGGGAUAAAACAUACGUGAAACGGCUGGUGAAGAUAUUACUGCUUGGUGCUGGUGAGAGCGGCAAGUCAACUUUCCUCAAGCAAAUGCGUAUCAUACAUGGACAGGACUUCGAUCAGCGGGCCAAAGAAGAGUUCCGGGCUACGAUCUACAGCAAUGUAAUAAAAGGUGUUCGAGUGUUGGUAGAUGCCAGAGAGAAGCUGCACAUCCCCUGGGGAGACCCUUCCAACCAGGCGCACGGGGAGACAAUGAUGGGCUUCGACACGCGGUCGGCCAUGAUGGCACAGGGCAUGGUGGAGACCAAGAUCUUCCUGCAGUUCCUGCCCUCCAUCCGCGCACUGUGGCAUGACAGCGGCAUCCAGAAUGCAUACGACAGGCGGAGAGAAUUCCAGCUGGGGGAAUCGGUGAAAUAUUUCUUGGACAAUGUGGAUAAACUCGGGGAACCGGACUAUUUGCCCACACAGCAGGACAUCCUGCUGGCCCGCAAGCCCACCAAGGGCAUCCAUGAAUAUGACUUCGAGAUCAAGAACGUGCCCUUCAAGAUGGUAGACGUGGGCGGGCAGAGGUCAGAGCGUCGGAGGUGGUUUGAGUGCUUUGACAGCGUCACCUCCAUCCUCUUCCUGGUCUCGUCUAGUGAGUUUGACCAAGUGCUGAUGGAGGACCGGCAGACCAACCGGCUCAUGGAGUCGCUCAACAUCUUCGAGACGAUAGUCAACAACCGCGUCUUCAGCAAUGUCUCCAUCAUUCUCUUCCUCAACAAGACGGACUUGUUGGAGGAGAAGGUCAAAACUGUAGCCAUCAAGGACUACUUCCCUGAGUAUGAAGGCGAGCCCCACAGCCUGGCCGACGUGCAGAAGUUCCUGGUGGAGUGCUUCCGCAACAAGCGGCGGGAUCAGCAGCAGAAGCCGCUCUACCACCACUUCACCACAGCCAUUAACACAGAGAACAUUCGACUGGUUUUCCGUGAUGUCAAGGACACCAUCUUGCAUGACAACCUCAAGCAGCUCAUGUUACAGUGAUACUUAUCCCUGUGGACAUUUUCGUUUCUUAACCCCAUUUAAUCAGUAACCAUUUAAAGUUUUGAUGUGGGAGGGAAUUUUCCAGGUGAGCUGGGAGGAAGAUGUGGAUGGUUCUCAUCAGCAGUUAUUUUAAGUGGUCAAUUAGAUGAACAGGGUUGUGCACCUGUAAUGUCCAGUGCUGUAUACAAACAUACUGAAAAAUGCUAUGUCCUUCUUUCAAUUGUAAUGCUUCCCUCCUACAUUGAAAUACACUGCUGACCUUAUACGCAAGUCAUGUUCUAAAUAACUAACUGAUGAGUGGAACUUUCAAAACGGAACGGUUUAGGAUGGGAGAAGACGGUUGAUAACAUUACAGCAGUCCUUCAUUGUGUCUUACUGAGCCUUACAUUACUGUCGAAUAGCAAGGGCUAAAACAAUGCAAGCCUUCUUAUGUUUUAUUUUUAAUAGGAACCAUUUUCUGAGCCACUCAGAAUACCUUCCUGGCCUUAAUUUUUAUCUUUAGUUUUCUAAUCAGUUGUCCUUGAAUUUUUAAAUUUGAUUUCUUUAUAUAUCUAUAUAUAAUCUAUAUAUAUAUAAGUUCUUAAAUUAUACUUCAAAAGUUUACACUUUACUGCCUUUUGAUUUACUACUGCUGAUGGAUAUGUUAUCAUGCUGAAUGGGAGUGUAAUGUCACCCAACAUACACGUAGACACCACUUGACUCAUACUGUAGAUAACUAUGCAGUGGAGCUUGAUGAGCUACAGUAUAUGGCUUUAUCUCAGGGCUUAAUGUAGACCACUUUAUAGUGUAAACUUUUUAAUUUGUGUGCUUCAAAAAAUUAAAUCCCCAAAGUGCCAUAGCAUCCAUUAACUGUAUCUAUCCAUCAGUGGUAUUAAAUCUACACUGCUGGCUAGCUUACUAGUUUCUUCCAGUCUUCCGUUUUUUUCUGAUGCUCCCACUGAUAUUUGGCCAUGUUAUGCCUCGCAAAUUUCUGCAUUGUGUAUCUGUCAAGGAAGGGGAAAGGUGUCAGUUAUUUAUUUUUCCUUCCCUGAAGUGUUCAACUGGCUGACUAACAUUUCAGUGCUUUCAGCUAGUGAUUAAUGCAUUCUUGUCCAAAGUGCCACAUUUUAAUGGUACCAUUAGCAAAUCAGUUAUGCUUCUUGACCUGUGUUAAUUUCAUACAAAAGGGAUAGAAAUCGCUUUGUGAACCCUGUAAAAAGAAUGUUAUUUGUUGUUUAUAGGUAGAUGUACAGAGAUACAUUUUGUCUAGAAUAGUUUUGUUUUAGACAUUCUUUAUGUUCAUGUCUAAUCAACUCACAGUCCUUUUUUUUCUUCUAAAACUUGCAUAACCCACAUUUAUGAUGUAACUUCUAUUUUUCCAAAUGUAUAUUUUCAAAUGGUUACAAAUACCUUGCUCCUGGAUUUGCCUUCUGAACUGCUGUUUCUUGUGCUGUUCUUUGUUUUAUUUUCAUCUUGGUCUUUCAGCACCUUACCCCAGAAGCUGAGGUGACACUGUCUAUGUUGCUUACAGACCUUUCUUCAGUGAUUUACAUUAAGUUGUGAGGAUGCAUCUCACGAUACAUUUCUCUGUUCUGAUGUGGUCAGGAGUUGAUGUUGAAUUCCAUUAGCUGCGGAAUCUUUACUUAAACUUCCUUGUUUAAUGUGCACUGCUGUGACAGACCCUUUGUGUCUGGUGUGAGGCUUUCUUACAUAUCUCAGAAAGGCUCGCCUCUGGGUUUUACAGCUGUUCUGAUUGGCUUCAGAAAGGAAUGAAUGGUUGCUACAGAUCAGGGAAGGAAGUAAACAGCAGUCAUGUUGAAAGAGCAGCGUAUACACUUCAGGCCUUCUUUGUAGCUGAGUAUCUAUGACAGAUGUUGGUCAGUGCCCCUUAGUAUUCGAAUAACUGUUUUAUGCACUUUGACAAUUUUCUGACAUUAAGACGCCUGGUAGAAUCUGUAAAAUAGAUCACGCCAAUAAGCUUGUCAAUAAAAUGAUGAUUAUUGCUCAGCAUUCCACUACAGGAAGUUAUAAGAUGCUGAGGUACUUCAUCAAUGCUUGACACUGGUCAUGUUAAUGGAGAAAUUUCAUCUUAAUACUGGCAAAUUGAACUCAAGCGGAGGCUUUCUAGAUUCGGAGGCAGCGAUUUGCACAGUUAUAAAAAUCUAGAAAAAACGGGCUUUGCAGUUGGCCUCGAGUGUGAUUCUGACAGUGCACCUUCCGUCUGUUUUUAGGUUGAAACGAUUGACUCAUUGUUCUCAUAUUUGUCAUAUGAAUCAGCGUUUUUCCUCUCUGUAGAUGUACUAAUGUACCGCAAGAGCAUAUUUCCCUUAUGCUGAUUCACUGGUAGAGCUUCACUCCACAAUCUCACUCUACAACGGUGGUCAGAUAUAGUAAGCGUGUUUACUUGUCCUGAAAAUGCAGAAGGCAGUUCAUUUGAAAACAAACUUAUUGAUUAUUGUUUCUCAUGCAGUGCACUGUGUUUUUUUUCCUGUGUGAGUAAAAAUCAAGAUACUUCACAAUAACUGUCUGGAUGGUUAUUUUGUGACCAUCCUAUGCUGUCAAAAAAAUCGUGUAGUUGCAUUUGUGCAAAGACUGUGAAUCAUGACCUUAUACUGGCUGGACAGAUGACUUUCCUUUAAAGCAGCUUUGUUGAUUCAAAUACAAGAGUUGUUGACGCAGCUGAUCCUGCAUCUCUUUCAGAUUGAGGAAAAAUUAAAGCCAAAAUCAGAACUGCUGCUGAUGGAGCAGCGCUUCUCCUGCCAAUGCACCUUGUGCCUCUUGAAUGCCUGUAUUGUAUUAUCUGAUCACUUGUUUUUUUUUUUUUUUCCUGCCUCAACUGUAUAACACUGUGUAACGAGCAAAGAAUAACCCAUUGUGGGGAUGAAACGCUUUAAUCACUAUUUGGGGAACUAUGGCUUCAUGUUAGCCUUACAGGGGUACUAUGAGACAGUGGUGUUAAGUUUUGGGGGGUUUUUUUGGGUUGUAUUACAGGGUGGUCACCUCAUUGAGUACUAGGGUAUUGGACUGAAUAUAUUUUGGAUUUCAUACUAAUUGAAUCCACUGUAAACAAUUUAAUGGGAUGGAUUCAGUGACUGUACCCUACAGUCAUAUAUUUUGGACUUUUCCAUUGACCUUUCUCUGCCUUGCUUGUAACCUGUUUCCAAAUUGGGAAAGAAAUUCUGUUCCCCAUCACUCUGUGCCUGCUAUGAAAUAGAAGUUGUUUUUUGAAAGGGUGAUUCCAUGUAGAGAUAAAAGUACAUGUAUUUUGACCCAAGAAAUCAAUUAGUUAUUUUUUCACAAAACAUGUUUGACACAACAUUGACAU
This is a messenger RNA of Megalops cyprinoides (Indo-Pacific tarpon), 4450 nucleotides long. RefSeq names its product guanine nucleotide-binding protein subunit alpha-13. Gene Ontology annotation, molecular function: GTPase activity; G-protein beta/gamma-subunit complex binding; D5 dopamine receptor binding. Bases 13 to 1146 code for a protein of 377 amino acids. Gene Ontology annotation, biological process: Rho protein signal transduction; adenylate cyclase-activating G protein-coupled receptor signaling pathway. The record is from RefSeq and is a predicted model, not a curated record. The transcript is spliced from 4 exons. Gene Ontology annotation, cellular component: brush border membrane; heterotrimeric G-protein complex. NCBI's taxonomy places the organism in Eukaryota, Metazoa, Chordata, Actinopteri, Elopiformes, Megalopidae.